Molecule: messenger RNA, 2336 nt
Organism: Xenopus laevis (African clawed frog)
Lineage: Eukaryota; Metazoa; Chordata; Amphibia; Anura; Pipidae
Gene: foxo1.S
Product: forkhead box O1 S homeolog
Exons: 3
Coding region: 375-2255 (626 amino acids)
Biological process (GO): regulation of transcription by RNA polymerase II; regulation of DNA-templated transcription; insulin receptor signaling pathway
Cellular component (GO): nucleus; cytoplasm
Molecular function (GO): DNA binding; DNA-binding transcription factor activity, RNA polymerase II-specific; sequence-specific DNA binding
Source: RefSeq, a predicted model, not a curated record
CGUGACACUGUCGGCGGGUGCCAGUCAAGUGCUGCUUGUUGCCGGGGGCAGGUCGGAGUAGCUUCAGAUAUUCAACAGGCUGUUGAGGAGUUCGCAGCGGUUCCUGCGUGGGUCUGAGCGCUGUGACGCAGGGAGCCCAGUAAUAUCUUGGGGCAGCUUUUUGUUUACUGACAGUUCUUUGGAUCUGAGGUGUCAGCGGACUGGCAGCUUUUCAUUGACAGGGAGACACCCCCCACCGCGCCAGCGGAUGAAGUGACUAAAACUUUCUGUUGGUUCCUGUGCUGCCCCUGACUGUACCACUCUCUCUGAAGGGGGGUGCCCACCUGGUGGUAAGUCUUUCUCCGGUGGGUAACCCCCUUACUGUUUGGGAAGACAUGGCUGAAGCGCCGUCGCCACCUGUGGUGGACAUAGACCCGGACUUCGAACCCUUUUCUCGGCCCAGGUCUUGCACUUGGCCCUUACCCCGGCCCGAGUUUAACCCCAGCAGUUCGGCCAAUUCAUCCCCGGCGCCUUCCCUACAACCGGAGCCGGCAGCCGGCAAUGUGGACUUUCUGAGCAACCUGAGUCUGCUGGAGGAGAGCGAGGACUUUGACCCGGCAGAGGCGCUUGGAGUAUGUGGGGAUUUCCCGUGCCAGGACAUCCGACAGCUUCAGCCCCCUAUCCCCCAGCAGCAACACCCCCAGCAGCAGCAGCAGGAGGCCCUUACUUUACUUGCCCCCUCCGUGCCAUCCGCUCUGUCCCCGGCCUCCUCCCCGUCCCCCCUGGGAGCCCAACAGCCCCGCAAGAGCAGCUCCUCCCGCCGCAACGCCUGGGGCAACCUGUCCUACGCCGACCUCAUCAGCCAGGCCAUCGAGAGCUCCCCGGAGAAGCGGCUCACCCUGUCCCAGAUCUACGACUGGAUGGUCAAGAAUGUGCCCUACUUCAAGGAUAAGGGCGACAGCAACAGUUCCGCCGGCUGGAAGAAUUCCAUUCGCCAUAAUCUAUCCCUGCACAGUAAAUUUAUGAGAGUACAAAAUGAAGGAACUGGUAAAAGCUCUUGGUGGAUCCUCAACCCUGAAGGAGGGAAAAAUGGCAAAUCUCCUAGAAGAAGAGCCGCUUCUAUGGACAACAACAGCAAAUUUGCCAAAAGUAGGGGAAGAGCUGCCAAGAAAAAGGCAUCAAUGCAGUCUGGCCAGGAUGCCAGUAGUGAUAGCCCUGGAUCACAAUUUUCCAAAUGGCCUGGAAGCCCUAGCUCACAGAGUAAUGAUGACUUUGAAACAUGGAGCACAUUUCGACCUAGAACAAGUUCCAAUGCCAGCACAAUCAGUGGGAGACUCUCUCCUAUUAUGCCGGAACAGGAUGAUCUUGGAGAUGCAGAUGUACACAAUCUGGUGUAUCCUUCAUCAGCAACCAAACUGACUUCUACUUUGCCAAGCCUUUCCGAAAUGGGAAAUUCAGAAAAUAUGGAGAACCUUUUGGACAACCUAAACCUUCUAUCACCAAACACUUCAACACAGUCCUCACCUGCUUCAAUGAUGCAGCAAAGCGGUUAUUUAUUUACAUCGCCAAACACAAGUUUGGGUUCCCCCAAUUCUGAAUACAGAAAAUAUGGUUAUGCUCAAACUGGCAUAAACCCCAUUUCACAGAUGCCUAUUCAAACCGUUCCAGAGAAUAAGUCAGGCUACAGAGCUGUUGGCCAAUAUCCUGUUCCUGCUGGACUUCUUAAGGAACUUCUAACAUCCGAUUCGCCCCCGCAUAAUGAUAUUUUAACGCCAGUAGAUCCUGCUGUUUCACAAGCCAACAGUAGAGUCCUGGGACAGAAUCCAUUAAUGGGACCCUCGGUAAUGUCAACAUAUGGCAGUCAGCCAUCCCACAAUAAAAUGAGCAAUCAUCCUCACUCACAUCAACCUAAUCGCCUGACGUCUGUCAAUGGUCGUCCCAUGAGCCAUAACUCUGGCAUUACCCGCUUAUCUACAGUGAAAACUUCAGUACAAGUGCCUAUGUCUCAACCCAUUCACAUGACAAGCAUGGGUUCUUAUCCAGUGAACAGCUGUAAUGGCUAUGGAAGAGUUGGUAUUGUGUCCAUUCACCAGGAGAUCCUUCCCAGUGACUUGGAUGACAUGUUGAUUGAAAGCUUGGACUGUGACAUGGAGUCAAUUAUUCGCAAUGACCUUAUGGAAGACGGAGAAGCAGAUUUUAACUUUGAUAGCAUAUUACCUAACCAAAGCUUUCCUCACAGUGUAGCAACAACCACACACAGCUGGGUAUCUGGGUAAAUGGUGUUCUGACAGACCCUAUGGAGAUGAGAGGAAGAAACGGCCAAAGAUGUCCCGUUCCCUUCUCCAGUCGCUUUUUUU